AUUUAAUAUGUCUGCAAUUGGAGGAUGAUGAAAGUGGCUCUGCUUUUCAAUCACUUUUAUAUUAUUUUUGGUACUGAUAUUAGCAACGAUGUUUCAGAAUACGAUUGUUUAUGUAAACAGAGGGCCCUUUGCAGCCUUCCCAGAGGAUAACCCUAGAGGCUUCCAGUCACCUUCUGAGUAUCAUAUGCCAUACGAAGACGUGAUAAUCCCUACAGAAGAUAGCUGUGAGCUGAAGGGAUGGCUGAUGUUGCAUCCUCAUCCAAAAAAAAAGAGCACUAUUGUGUUCUUCCAUGAAAAUGCAGGGAAUAUAGGCCUCCGGCUUCCAGUUGUCAAGUCUAUGUAUGACUCGUUAGACUCGAACAUACUUCUAGUUGGAUACAGAGGUUAUGGCCAUUCUACAUGUGAUCCUUCAGAGAAAGGACUGAAGCUUGACUCUAGAGCAAUCCUUGACUAUGCCUUUAACUCAAAGACUAUUGACACUGAGAAUGUGUUUGUAUUCGGAGCAUCCUUAGGAGGAGCCACUACAAUUUACAGCUCAAAAUUCUACGAAGAUAAGAUCAAAGGGCUCAUUCUAAUGAACACGUUUACAAGUUUGCCUGAUGUAGUUGACUCCAUGAACAUUGUAUUCAAGAUCUUCAGACCAUUUGUGCUGAGUAAUUUCUGGCCUAGUGACGAAAGAAUAAAAAGUCUUACUCUUCCGAUGUUGUUCAUCUCGGGUAGGGAGGAUGAGAUUAUCCCUAAAGAACAGAUGGACUUACUUUUCAUCCAUGCUGAGAAAUCAAGGUACAGAGAUUUUAUCAAAGUCAAAGAUGGACACCAUAAUGACACUUUCUUCCACGGUGGGGACCAACUGCUUGAGAAGAUCCUCAAGUUCAUGAAGAAGUGUGCUGAGUUCAAGCACAAAGAACACUCUCAGAGAAGCUUGAUGCAAGUUAAGGUGAAGUUAUAACUCGGUUGG
Moneuplotes crassus is the source of this 958-nucleotide messenger RNA. Lineage: Eukaryota; Ciliophora; Spirotrichea; Euplotida; Euplotidae. The record is from the annotation of a GenBank genome assembly.